Messenger RNA from Nematocida major, 810 nucleotides. RefSeq lists its product as uncharacterized. The coding region runs from base 1 to 810 and encodes 269 amino acids. The transcript has a single exon. The record is from RefSeq and is a predicted model, not a curated record. NCBI's taxonomy places the organism in Eukaryota, Fungi, Microsporidia.
AUGUAUGAUAGAGAGGAGUUCAUGUGCACUAGCAAUAGCAAAGACAUCAGGCUCGUCGUGGCUGAGAUACAGCGAAAAGGCGAGCUGCUUAUGUACAACCAGGGAACUAUUUCUGUGGCCAUGCAGGUCUUUUACAGGAUGGUCUACGCUCUGGGGAACAAAGAGAAAGCGCAAAAAAUAGACAGCCUUGGGUCUUUGCUUGUAGGAGUUCUGAACAUCGCAGAGAAGACCACAGGAACAUUCCGAAAGAUCUCUCGCGUUGUCAUAAACUCCCACCUCGUCUCGGGGUUCGCCCUGAGGAACGAAGGAGUCCACAGAAUAUUUUUGCACGAGAAGGAGAUCAUCCAAUUUGUGUGGCCGCACAGAAACAUGUACAAAGAAGUCUCCGCACAGUCUCUUCUGCAGACAGAAGUUGUAAUAUGCUCUCUUCUGAGGUUUGACUUUUUCUUCACCGACCUGCACUGCGUCCUGUGGAGGCGCCUCAAGAAAAAGAAGCACCCCGAAAGCGUGCUGAGCACAGCCUGGAUUAUCCUGACAGAUGCCCUCUCCUACCCUUUCCUGGAGUACUUCUCGCACAAUCCCCUGCUCCAAGCGGUUGAGGCAGUUGCCCUGCGCGUGGAAAAGUGGGAGCACGAGAAAGCCCCCUGCAAAGACCCAGAGCAAGUGCAGAUGAUAGAGAGCGAGAUUCUCCGAAUAUAUGUGAAUAAUUGCAAAGCGACUAUUUUUGCUCUGAGCACAGAAAACACUUUGGGUCUCUUUCAAGAAAGUGCUUUUGAAAGUGCGGGCGCACAUCCCCAGAGUAGAGAAUAA